This is a messenger RNA of Pezoporus flaviventris, 923 nucleotides long. It is a transcript of the gene ECRG4, whose product is annotated as ECRG4 augurin precursor. The record is from RefSeq and is a predicted model, not a curated record. Gene Ontology annotation, biological process: G1 to G0 transition; anaphase-promoting complex-dependent catabolic process; central nervous system development. The transcript is spliced from 4 exons. The coding region runs from base 16 to 708 and encodes 230 amino acids. NCBI's taxonomy places the organism in Eukaryota, Metazoa, Chordata, Aves, Psittaciformes, Psittacidae.
CGAUUGAGCUGGAUUAUGUGUAACCCCAAAACAAAAUCACUGCUGGGAACUGGCAAACCCGCCGCUGGCUACCGGGAGCUCCCCGACCUGCAGCGCACCGCGGCUGUCCUCGCUCCCCCCACUCACCUCUGCCGCCUCUCCGCCCCUCCCCGUGGCGUCGGGCCGGGGCGGGCAGGAGCGCCCCUUCACUCCGCUCCGUCUCCAUCCCCAUCCUCAUCCUCCCGUCUCCUCCAGCCCAGGUGUCUCGCCGCUGCCAUGCUGCCGACGUGUCCCCGAGGAGCCCUGCCCGGUGCCUCCCUCCUCUUCCUCCUCCUUUUUCCUCUGCUCUGCGCAGCCCCCGAUGUGUCAAGGGGGAAUAAGCUUAAAGAGAUGUUUCAGAAACGAGAAGCCCCAGUUGCCACGAAGCCUGAGCUGUCAGUGAAAGAAACAACAGCCAAGGCAUUCCUAAACAGCCUGAGACGCCAGAGGCGCCAGCUGUGGGACAGGAGCCAGCCUGAUGUACAGCAGUGGUACCAGCAGUUCCUGUACCUGGGAUUUGAUGAGGCGAAAUUUGAGGAUGACAUGUCCUACUGGACCAGCUUAGGGCGUGCUCGCAAUGAAUACUACGGUGGGUACUACCAACACCACUAUGAUGAAGAUGCACCGAUUGGUCCACGAAAUCCACACAGUUUCAGGCAUGGAGCAGGUGUCAACUAUGAUGAUUAUUAAUGCCAUUUACCCUGCUAUAGCUGGUGCCUACACAGCUGCACUGCAUGAGGCUGAGUCGUCCUCCCUCAGCCUUGCUUUCCUUCCAUUCAUGUAAAACAGCAAGAGCAAAGGAACUGCCAGACUAAGACAAAAGCAACACGACUUUUUUAAUUAUUGUUACUUAGUAGCACGCUUUAUAUAAAGUGUUAUAGAAAUAAAGCUUUUUUGAUAAAGAG